AUGGCGUCACCUCAGCAAAUUCGCACUCCCAUCACCGAUCUUUUCAAGAUCAAGCACCCGAUCUUGCUUGCCGGCAUGAACGUCGCCGCCGGCCCCAAGCUGGCCGCUGCUGUCACCAACGCCGGCGGUCUCGGUGUCAUUGGCGGUGUUGGCUACACCCCAGACAUGCUUAAGGAGCAGAUUGCAGAGCUCAAGGAGUAUUUGGUUGACAAGAACGCCCCAUUUGGUGUCGACUUGCUUCUUCCCCAGGUUGGUGGCAGCGCCAGAAAAACCAACUAUGACUACACCAAGGGCAAGUUGAAUGAGCUCGUCGACAUCAUCAUCGAGUCAGGUGCUAAGCUCUUCGUCUCUGCCGUCGGUGUUCCCCCCAAGCACGUCGUCGAUAGGCUGCACUCUGCCGGUAUCGUCUAUAUGAACAUGAUCGGACACCCCAAGCAUGUCCAGAAGUGCCUGGACCUUGGCGUCGACAUUAUCUGCGCCCAGGGUGGCGAGGGUGGUGGUCACACCGGUGAUGUUCCUACCACCGUCCUUAUCCCCGCUGUCGUCGACCUGUGCAAGAACACCAAGAGCCCUCUCCUCAAUGGCCCCGUUCAGGUCAUCGCUGCCGGUGGUAUCCACAACGGUCAGCUUUUGGCCGCUGCCCUCAUGAUGGGCGCCGGUGCUGUCUGGGUUGGCACUCGUUUCAUUCUCACUGACGAAGCCGGUGCCCCCGAGGCGCACAAGGAGGCCGUCCGCACUGCCGGACACGACGAUAACAUCAAGACCCUCAUCUUCACCGGCCGUCCCCUCCGUGUCCGCAAGAACCCGUAUAUCGAGAACUGGGAGACGGAGCGCCAGCAGGAGAUCAAGGAGCUCACCGCCAAGGGUGUCAUUCCUUACGAGGCCGACCUUGAGAAGCUCAUGAACUCUGGUGACAGCGAGGGCAGCGGCCAGGGCAGCAGCGACGACAACGCGGCCGAGGUCGACAUUGAUGACGCCCUCGACCAGUUCCGCCCCUUCCUCAUGGGCAAGGCCGCGGCCGUGUGUAACGAGAAGAAGCCCGCUAAGGCAGUCAUGGACGAGUUCGUGAACGAUGCCGUUGCAUGGCUCCAGAAGGGCAACAAGAUGAUUGCCAAGUUGUAA
Messenger RNA from Colletotrichum orchidophilum, 1122 nucleotides. RefSeq names its product 2-nitropropane dioxygenase. The transcript is spliced from 3 exons. Gene Ontology annotation, molecular function: nitronate monooxygenase activity. Lineage: Eukaryota; Fungi; Ascomycota; Sordariomycetes; Glomerellales; Glomerellaceae. Bases 1 to 1122 code for a protein of 373 amino acids. The record is from RefSeq and is a predicted model, not a curated record.